AGUACAAUUACAUCACUGUCCUGGGCAGGUUUCUAGCCAAGAGCAACGAUACACCCAUGUGUAAGCCAAAAGGCGACCCGCGGAUCCUGACGACAUCGUCCAGGGCCCAGUGGACAGGAAUAAAUCUUGACCCAAUCCCCCCCCAACACUCCCCUAGAUCCAAGCUCUGAUCCAUACGCGGGUGGAGAGAAUCGGCGACGAGCAAGACCAAACCAUCUCCAGCACAAUAUCACAAACUACCCAAAGCCUAUUUCACAAGCUACCAACUCUCCGUGAAGCCUGGCCACCAAGGCCACACAACACAACCAACCUUACCAUGGCCCCCGUCCCCGCCACCCCCCUAUCCGCACACACCCUCCUCGAAACCCUCCCCCCAACCCGCACCCUACACCCCCGCCAAACCCAAACCAACCCUGACGACGGUAGCACAGUGACGAUAAUCACGGGCACCAACACUGCCGCACCGGGCAGCCCCGACGACGCCAACGACGCCGACACCCUCUCGGGCGGCGCCAUCGCCGGCAUCGUGCUCGGCUCCAUAGCCGGCUUCCUGCUCUUCCUCUGGAUCGUCCGCUCCUGCAGCAACUUGGGCGCGCCCCCCGGCGAUGAGGCCGUCCCGGGCAGGCCGUGGUAUGGCGGGGUGAGGGAUGAGUAUCGCGAGCCGCGGUAUCCGAGCGGUGGUGGUGGUGCGGGUGGGAGGGGGAGGAGUAGGGGGCGGAGUCGCAGUGGGAGUCGGAAUGGUGGGUAUUAUGGGGACGGGCGGCAUCAUCAUCACCAUCAUCAUCAUGGUCGGCGGAAUAGUGGGUAUGGGGAGUAUGAGGGGGUGGUGCCGGUGCAGGAGGUUGCGCCGGUUGUGGUGAGGGAGGGGAGGAGGAGUCGCAGUCGCGGGUAUUAUGGGUAUGGGGAGGAGCCGGUUUCGAGGAGUCGGAGUCGGGGGAAGUACUAAGGGGGUUUGAGAGAGGAAGGGCGAGAGGCGGUUGACGGUGGAUAUGGGUUGCUGCGUUGGGAGUAUUAGUGGGCUGUGACGAAGAUUCGCGUUCUAUUAUUGUCUGUUCUACCCCGUGUCCGUAAUACUGAAUGCAAGUAUCUAGCAAUGGAACAAAUGCUAUCAGCAAAACAAAUCCCCUUCAUCUUCC
Chaetomium fimeti is the source of this 1136-nucleotide messenger RNA. RefSeq lists its product as uncharacterized. Bases 317 to 946 code for a protein of 209 amino acids. The record is from RefSeq and is a predicted model, not a curated record. Lineage: Eukaryota; Fungi; Ascomycota; Sordariomycetes; Sordariales; Chaetomiaceae. The transcript has a single exon.